UUAGAACUGUUAGUUGGCUCUGAGUUUUUAUUUAAUAUUAGACGCGACAGUAAAAUAACCGUCUGCGACAAAAUUGAAUUAACAUUACACAAAAGAAAACGUUACCUCUAACUCGGCUGGGUAACAUAAAGAUGUUAAAUUUAACAGUGUUUCUUUACUUAACUGCAAGCCCCCUUUAAAUUCAUCGAUCUUUCGAGAGCCAGACAAAUCUUCAAGUUACCAAUGUCUUUAAUAGCCAUUGAACGGGUGUUAUGUGGCUGGCCCAAGUUUUGCCGCAAACUGACCGCCGGCUUGCGACGCGCACUGGUCAAGCAGCCCCGUAAAGGCGGAGAUGUUGGAAGACCCGGAAUGGAGCUUGGGCGCUUUUCGUGCCUUGGACUCCGUGUGAGCCUCAGCAAUGCAUCCGUCGUUUACGUUGGCCACCGACACUACUCGACGUACGAGAAGACGUCUACGCAAAUUUUAACGAAGCUCUUUCCACAAACCUCUGAGGAGUCCAACGACGAGGAGAGUCGUGCGCGGCGGAAACUUGAGGAGGAGGAGGAGCUGAAAGAAUUGGAGCGCGCAUUUAGGCGGAUGAAACUGGGCUUUGGGCUCUUCGGCAUAGGAAGCUUGUUGUUCUCGUUUUGGGCUAUAUAUUUCUAUGGAAGGCCGUCCUUGGAUGAGCACGGAAAUGAAGUAAUCGACGAAUUCAGUUGUCUGCCACGGAUGCAGCAGGUUAUGUGGCGGACAUGGAAGUCGGUGAACCGCUUUCAACGGUUUUUCAAAGAGCCGUCGAGAAAAAAGCUGCUUCCUGAUCCCCUUCAGCCCCCCUACGUGCAGCCGGCGUACACUCUGGUACUUGAGAUUAAGGAUGUGCUGGUACAUCCCGAUUGGACCUACGAAACAGGAUGGCGCUUCAAGAAGCGCCCUGGCGUUGACUUGUUUUUGAAAGAAUGUGCUAAGUACUUUGAGAUCGUUGUUUACACGGCGGAGCAAGGAGUUACUGUGUUCCCGCUGGUCGACGCACUUGAUACGAACGGCUGUAUUAUGUAUCGCCUGGUUCGCGACUCUACGCACUUUGAUGGAGGGCACCACGUGAAGAAUCUUGACAACCUCAACCGAGACCUAAAGCGAGUGGUUGUCGUGGACUGGGAUAGAAAUGCCACCAAGUUUCACCCCUCGAAUUGUUUCUCGAUCCCGCGGUGGAAUGGAAACGACAAUGACUCCACCCUCUUUGAACUUACGUCGUUUCUUAGUGUUCUAGCAACCAGUGAGAUCGACGAUGUCCGAGAUGUGCUGCACUACUACAAUCAGUUCAGUGACUCGUUAUCCCAGUUCCGAGAAAACCAGCGAAAGCUGGGUGAGCUAAUGUACGCCGAGGAGGUGGAAAAAACUAGCAAGACUAGGCCUGUUGUCAAGAACUGGACCCGUGGCUUCAUAAAUCAUUAAAAAGAUUGUGCGUUUGAUGUGCCCUUUAAAUACUGUUGAUUCACCCAAAAAUUACAUUAAAACUUAAAAAAAAAAAAUAU
This is a messenger RNA of Drosophila mauritiana, 1511 nucleotides long. RefSeq names its product mitochondrial import inner membrane translocase subunit TIM50-B (gene ttm2). The record is from RefSeq and is a predicted model, not a curated record. Gene Ontology annotation, molecular function: phosphoprotein phosphatase activity. Lineage: Eukaryota; Metazoa; Arthropoda; Insecta; Diptera; Drosophilidae. Bases 223 to 1431 code for a protein of 402 amino acids. The transcript has a single exon.